Messenger RNA from Xenopus tropicalis (tropical clawed frog), 4361 nucleotides. RefSeq names its product oocyte zinc finger protein XlCOF22-like. Bases 88 to 1728 code for a protein of 546 amino acids. Gene Ontology annotation, cellular component: nucleus. The record is from RefSeq and is a predicted model, not a curated record. NCBI's taxonomy places the organism in Eukaryota, Metazoa, Chordata, Amphibia, Anura, Pipidae. The transcript has a single exon.
GUUUCUCCAGCGGAACAGCCCCCACCGGCCAAUGGGAUUAAAGAGGAGGCGGCUUCAUGGGAAGGGGGAAACCAAUCCGAUUGCAAAAUGAUUCCACUCCCAGAACAGAUUGAGGUAGCAGAUAUGCCUACCCCUAUCAUGGGAUAUGGCCUGAAUAACAGCUCAUUAGCAAAUUAUAUAUCGGUCGUUAUUAAAGAGGAGGUGUCUUCAUAUGAAGGGGGAAACCAAUCAGAUUGCAGCAUUAAUCCCCUUACAGAACAGAUACAGGGAACAGACACACCUACUCCUAUCAUGGGGUGCAGCCUGAAUAUAUCGGAGGGUAUUAAAGAGGAACCGGCUUCCUGCAAAGAGGAAAACCAAUCAGAAUAUAAUAUUACAGUUUCAGAACCAGAACAGGGAAACAAUAUACCUACUAGUAUUAUGGGAUGCAGCCUGAAUAACAGUUUCUCAGCCAAUUAUAUAGCAAAUUAUAUUAAAGAGGAGGCGGCUUCAUGGGAAGGGGGGAACCAAUCAGAUUGCAGCAUUAAUCCCCUUACAGAACAGAUACAGGGAACAGACACACCUACUCCUAUCAUGGGGUGCAGCCUGAAUAUAUCGGAGGGUAUUAAAGAGGAACCGGCUUCCUGCAAAGAGGAAAACCAAUCAGAAUAUAAUAUUAUUACAGUUUCAGAACCAGUACGGGGAAACAAUAUCAUGGGGUGCAGCCUGAAUAACAGCUCGGCAGAGGAUUAUAUAUCAGUUGUUGUUAAAGAGGAACCGGCCUCAGCUGAAGAAGAUAACUAUUUUGCAGACCAAAUACAAUUAAUAGAUAAGUCGACUGUCAUGGGGUGGAGCCUGGAUAACAGCACAACUGAGCACAUACAGGGAACAGACACACCUACUCCUAUCAUGGGGUCCAGCCUGAAUAACAGCCCUUUAAAAACGAAGGGUAAUAAAUACAAUGAAAAUGCCACUAGGUCCCCACAUAAAUCUCACUCAGCAAAGAACCCAUCCAGCCACAAUGAGCGAAGCUUUGAUACCCAUCAAGGAAUCCAAACAGGAGAGAAACGAUUCCCUUGUUCUGAGUGUGGGAAAUGUUUUGCCACCCAAAAAUAUCUUAGUUUCCAUCAGAGAAUCCACACAGAAGAGAAACCUUAUUCCUGCCGUGAAUGCGGGAAAUGUUUAUCAACGCAAGCGAGCCUUGAUCGCCAUUACAGAACCCACACACGGGAUAAAGAUUCCUUUUGUUCAGUGUGUAAAAAAUAUUAUUCAAACCCGUCGUUUCUUAAAAUCCACCAAGAACGAGCCCACGCAAAAGAGAAACCAUUUUCUUGUUCCGAAUGUGGGAAGCGCUUUAUUAAUGAAACGGAACUUACUGUCCAUCGGCGGCGGACUCACACAGGGGAGAAACCAUUUCUGUGUCCUGAUUGUGGGAAAUCCUAUUCCAGCACUACAAACCUCACUAUCCAUUACAGAACCCACACAGGGGAGAAACCGUAUCCCUGCCCUGAUUGUGGGAAACGUUUUGCCACUUCAUCGUCUGUUACUACACAUCGACAGAGAAUUCACACAGACGACAAACCAAUUUCCUGUCCCGAAUGUGGGAAACGUUUUCUUAAAAUAUCAGAACUCACUGCCCAUCAGAGAAUGCACACAGGGGAGAAACCUUUUUCCUGCACUGAAUGUGACAAAUCGUUUGCACGUAAGGGCAGCCUCAAAACACAUUUUUUGGAAAUUCACGCAGAUUGAAACCCAUUGGCUCCUUGUCAUUGCAUGAAAUGUGUUGCAAACUUUUUUUUUUUUACAUCGUUUAUAUCCUGUUCGUCUUCAAAAUACUUGGCAAGUUUGACAAAUAUAAAGGGGCUGUUUCAGACCGUUUGUGGGGGUUUUUUGGUACUAGGCACUAUGUAACAACUUAUUUUAUUUCUUUAGAUGUUUUUUUUGGGGGGGGGGGUUGUCGGUUUUGUAGGUUUCCGUUUUCUUUUCAUUUUCGAUCUGCAGCAUGACCAGUCCCUUCUCCCGUCCCCCUUCCAGCCCUCUCGCUCAGCACCUCCUGGCUCCGACCACACGGCUAUUUUAAUGGUAGGAGUGGGGACUACUGUACUGCAGACCCUGCAGGGUCUGCUUUAUAGAUAGUUACGCCUCCGUAGCUAUUUGUGGUUUUAGUUGAAAAGCUGUUGUGGUUUUUAAAACCACUAAAAUCAGAAUGUUGAAUAGGACAGAACUUAGACAGAUACUUUUGCAGCUGAAGACUCCGGGGCCUGUUUGACACAGGUGAUGCUAAGAAAGGUGCCCCAUAAUGCUCCUCCCACGGCACUGGCUCCCCAUUGGGAACUGAGGGACCUUAAUUCAUGCUUAGUUCCCAGACACUGGAAUAUAUCUCCCCCUCCCCCCAACAGAUAAUAUUCUGGGUUUUAUUGAACAAGAAGGGACAUAUUCCAAGGGGUACGAGCCCCCCAGGGUAUCACUUGGGCAGAUGCUGUUCCCUAAUGCUCACACAGUAGGUAACAUAAUGGGGAUAUACCCUGCUGGGAAUGACUUGCCGGGUACAAAUGCUUUUACUGUAGCUUAGAAGAAGGUAAUAAAUGUACAAAGUAAAUACAAAACUUGUAAAAUAAUUUUCUUUAUUAAUAACAUUAUGCCAGUGACAGUGUUGUGGGUGAAUCUGUACAGCAAGGGUUAACCUGCAGAGUUGUGCUCCCCCCAUGAAAUACUUUGUGGGCAAGUUCGAGGUCCCCCUGCAUUCCCGAUUACAUCUUUAGAGCGGGUCUCUGUGUUAUUGUUUUACUGUUGUAGAACCCUCCGAAACUCCCUUUUGGUUCCCAAGGCCUGGUGUACUUCUACAGGUACUCCCUUCUGUAGAGCCUUAGUAUAACGUGUGUGUGUAACAGGGCACAAAAACCCUCCCAAUCCUUUCUCCUAUAGUCUGACUCUCUCUUGUUCAGAAUCAUGUCAAAUAAACUUUUCUUUUACCUCCGGAGAUCUCCAACAAGAGUGACGUCUAGUGUCAUGUGCCCAAAAGCAUCAUUAUUCACCCUUAAAAGAGCAUAGUUCAUUAUCUUCUCCAAAAAUAUUGUAUAAUAGCUCCCAUUUAAAGGUUUGGCAAAGGGACUGGAAUAUUGAGCUUUGUAGGAAGGCAGAGAUAUUGGCCUAUGGGGAAGAAUAUAAACAGCAGUGACAGUAACAGGGAUAUAUAGCGUAACUCCUCCCAGUCAUGUUGGCAAUAAUGUCUGUGGCUCUCAGACGUCAAGGGGUUCAUGUGGCUCCUUACCUGGACGAUUGGCCGUUAAAACCAUCUUCUCUCAAGCAAUUAGAACAUCGGAAGUUGGCAAUAUCUCUUCUGAAAAAUCUAGGUUGACUCUCAGAUCGGCAGUAAUCGAUAUGUGUCAGAACAACAGGGUGUAUAUUCGGAAGGCAAUGUUGGGGCCGAUGGCAGCCUCAAUAGAAGCAGUUCCGUGGGCCAUAUUUCAUAGCAGCCUUUGCAACAAGAAAUGUUUCGACAGUGGGACAGGAAUCUGGAAUCCCUCAACAAUCUCUUGGUGGUUUCUUCCAAACUUAAAAGGGCAUUGAAACUGUGAAUGUUUAUCUAUCGUAGGGCAAGUUUUUUCGAGAUCCAGACUUUGUGCAGCAACCGAUGCUUCGUGCCUAGGCUGGGGGACUGUGGCAACAGAGUAAUAGUCCAGGAGCUUCUGGUCUAGACAGUUGCCGCUUGCACAGAGGAGAUACAGUUCUUUGGAAAAGCAGUUACUGGCAGCCUACACUGCUCCCCAACAUGUUGAAGGAGCUACAGAGGAUACACCAGUCACAUUCAGGACUGACUUGCCAAUAGCUGACUGGGCGCACAGUAAUGGAAUUGACUCUCGUAGUAGUCAUACAGAAACACACAUUGUGGAAAAGGGAUCUGCAGGAAAGGGCAGUAUUCAGUGAAUCUCCAUCUCGAGGAAAGUAAACACAAGGUUUGGUUAUAUAUACAAAGAGCUGGACAGUGCUCAGAGCUUUGAAUGUGUGGAUAGUACAAUGGCAAAAAAGACAAUUGGACAUUUGUAUGUGCAGGGGCAGUAAUAAAAUAAUUGUACCAAAAGGGCAGAGAUACUUGUUGUGAAACUGUAUUUAGAUCUCAAGAAAUACAAAGUGCAGAUAAUGGUACAGGACCCCCUACUAGGUCAAAAUGUAUGGAUUGUUCCUACAGCAUCAAAAGGUCCACAAAAGUCCAAGAAUGGGGAAGUAAUUGCUAUAGGACCAGGAAGUAACCAUUGGGUUUAUGUGAGGGAGAUACUAAUCCUGUUUAUCUUCCCAUCCAUAGGUGGAGACCUGUGUGUGUAUAGAGAGGACUGACAGCCAGACACCAUGGGUCUAUACCUCUCCUGAUAGUUUGCCUUCUC